Messenger RNA from Ambispora gerdemannii, 342 nucleotides. The record is from the annotation of a GenBank genome assembly. Lineage: Eukaryota; Fungi; Glomeromycota; Glomeromycetes; Archaeosporales; Ambisporaceae.
AUGAACAAGCACCGAGCACAACACAAAGAAGCGCAAGGUCAGUGCGAUACUGGUCCAUGCUCGAAAAAAGCAGCAGAUGGAGUGGUUAAUGAGAAGCCUGAAAGUGAGGGUGUAUCCAAAUGCAAAGCAGGACCUAAUGAAGAGGUCGAUGUGGUGUGCCAGGCCUUUAUAGCAAAGGUUCCAUACAAUGUGUUGGAUGAAGCAAUAAAGGAGGCAAUCCAAUCUCAAGGUCUUAUUCAUUCAAGGAAUCAGGAGGCACGAGCGGCAGGGCAGCAACCAUAUCAUCAACUCUCGUUUCGCAGUCGUAAGGCGCCUCGCCAGACUAUCACGAUUCGCAAGUAG